Molecule: messenger RNA, 1596 nt
Organism: Penicillium macrosclerotiorum
Lineage: Eukaryota; Fungi; Ascomycota; Eurotiomycetes; Eurotiales; Aspergillaceae
Product: cytochrome P450
Exons: 3
Coding region: 1-1596 (531 amino acids)
Molecular function (GO): oxidoreductase activity, acting on paired donors, with incorporation or reduction of molecular oxygen; iron ion binding; monooxygenase activity
Source: RefSeq, a predicted model, not a curated record
AUGAUCCUCCAGCUUCACAGACAAGGAAUUCCCAUGCCGAAAGGAUGGAGCUGGUGGACCGGCCACCUCUUGGUGCUUCAAAAGUAUGUUGAUCGGCUUCCCACCAAUGCCAACGUAAUGCUUGCCAUCCAGGAGAUGGCACUGGAGUUUUCGGACACGGAAAUAUUCAUACUCGACAUGUGGCCCGUCUAUCCCCCAUUGCUGGUGACAUAUAGCCCCGAGGCAAUGGCGCAGAUAACCACGAAAUACAAUUUCCCCAAAACCCGCAUGCAUCUCAAGUUUCUCGGCCCUAUCGUGGGAGGGCCCAACAUGCUGUCGAUGAAUGGCGCCGAAUGGAAAUUAUGGCGAUCCGUUUUCAAUCCCGGCUUCAGCACCGCGUGUAUGGCGGACCUGGUCCCGGCCGUGGUGGAUUCUGUCCAGACCUUCUCCGAUAUCUUACGGGAGAAGGCCGGAUCGGGGCCAAUUCAGCUGGAUGAUUUGACCACUCGCUUGACCAUGGAAAUCAUUCUCAAGGUGACACUUGACAUGGAAUCCAACCGCCAGCGUGCAGACCACACAAUUGCACACGCACUCGGUACGAUCAUCGAUUGGCAUUCCUUCUGGGAUCCGCGUAUCCUGGCAAACCCUCUUCGACCUCUUGUUCAAAGAUACUACGGCCAUGUAAUCAACCACUCGAUCAGGGUCGAGCUCGAGAAGAGGUUUAAGGAAAUGAAGGCUGCCCGACGCUCGCCCGAGUCCACAGCCAAGAAGGCCAAAUCGGUGAUUGCUCUUGCCCUGGACGCCUAUCUCACCGACCAAGAAAAGGGAAUCAACGAGGAGACCAUACUGGAUGAUCAUUUUGCCCAAUAUGCAUCCUACCAGAUCCGACUCUUUCUCUUCGCCGGCAAUGAUACGACAUCAACCAGCAUCCUUUACGUCUACCACAUGCUUUCAAAACACCCCAAAGUCCUCGCCAAAGUCCGGGAAGAGCAUACUGCCAUUCUUGGAUCUGAUGUGUCCACAGUAGCGCAACAGCUGAAAGACAAUCCGGCCCUUCUCAAUAAGUGCUCUUACACCACGAGCGUGAUCAAAGAGUCGCUACGACUGUUUUCCCCGGGAGGCACCAUGCGCCAAGGGCAAAAGGGGACUGCAGUGACGGACCGACAUGGAAACGUAUACCCUACGGAUAAAUUUAUGAUGAUGGUGUCACACCAAGCGGCCCAUCACAACCCGCGGGUUUGGCCUCGAGUAGAGGAAUUUUUGCCCGAACGCUGGCUUGUCGAAGCCGGUCAUGAACUAUACCCUGAGACUGCCACGUAUCGCCCGUUUGAGCAAGGGCCCCGCACCUGUAUCGGACAAACUCUCGUGUGGAACGAAAUGCGUAUAGUGCUCUUGAUGACUGCCCGUGUGUUUGAUAUCUCACCAGCAUACGAGGAAUGGGAUGCGCUGGCCCUCCAAGCUGAAGGACCAUUAACCAAACUUGGCAAGUGGGUCGGAAUUAUCACCCAGGAGAAGGACAAAAUAAAGACAGUAAAUGGGGACCGAGCGUUUCCGACGGAAAAGGCAGGCGGACAUCCAGCCGAUGGGUAUCCAUGUCGAAUUACCUUGGCACAGUAA